AUAGUUUUCUGCCCGCUGUCACUCAUUCAGCCCGAGGUUCUCCAAGACACAAUAACCCGUGACAGAGUGAAAGAGUGUUUGCAUCAUGGACGUUCUUAUGUCCUCCGUGCUGCGGGACGAAGCACACCUACUGCCUGAGCCAGGGAUUCAGAUCUUCGAGCAGCCCAAGCAGAGAGGAAUGCGCUUCAGGUACAAGUGUGAGGGUCGCUCAGCCGGAAGCAUCCCGGGAGAGAAGAGCUCUGACAACAACAGGACGUACCCCAGCCUGCAGAUCCUGAAUUACUGCGGGAAGGGAAAGGUGCGCGUUUACCUGGUGACGAAGAACGAGCCGUACCGACCACAUCCGCACGACUUGGUGGGAAAGGACUGCAAAGAUGGAUUCUACGAGGCCGAGUUUGGCCCGGACCGCAGAGUGAUCGCUUUCCAGAAUUUGGGUAUCCAGUGUGUGAGGAGGAGAGAAGUGAAAGAGGCCAUCAUACAGAGGAUCACCAGAGGAAUCAACCCUUUCAAUGUGCCACGGGAGCAGCUGUUGCAGACAGAGGAGUACGACCUGAAUGUGGUUCGCCUGUGCAUUCAGGUUUUCCUGCAGGAUGAGAACGGCCACUACACCCGAGCGCUUAACCCCAUCGUCACCAACCCCAUCUACGACAACAGGGCCCCAAACACUGCAGAGCUGAGGAUCUGCCGGGUCAACAGAAAUAGCGGAAGUGUCAGAGGAGGAGACGAAAUCUUCCUACUGUGUGACAAAGUACAAAAAGAUGACAUUGAGGUGCGGUUCUUCUCCCCUGAUGGCUGGGAGGCCAAAGGCUCCUUUUCUCAGGCUGAUGUUCAUCGCCAAGUUGCCAUCGUGUUCAAGACUCCGCCCUACCACAACACGUCCAUAACGGACUCGGUGACCGUGCACAUGCAGCUACGCCGGCCCUCUGAUCAGGAAGUCAGUGAACCAAUGGAUUUCCGGUAUCUGCCUGAUGACAAAGAUCCUUAUGGAUACAAUGAGAAAAAGCGCAGAAGAGAGCACUUGAUGAAGAUAUCGGGAUUGUCAGGUGGUCCUUUUAGCGGUCUGACAAUGAAUAGGCCCAAGGCAGUACCACAGAGUACCAUGAGUCACCUGAAAAGAGACAUGGGCAAUGCAUACCCAAGACAACAACAGCAACCUUCUAUGUUCACCCAAGCCUAUCAACAGGCUCCUCAGAAUCUAAUGGCACCCAAUCUACAAUUAAGCCAUGCAUGGGCAAAUUCCAAUCCAACGCUCUCUAUGGACACAGUCACCAUAAACCCAGGUGCCAGCAAUCUGCCACGUCCUGUUAGCAGGCAACAGCCACCGAACCGCAGCUACCAACAUCGUGUGGACCACAACAGCUGUGAGAACAAUGCCCUCCCUCAGCUCUCCAUGCGGGACCUGCAGUGCUUGGAUACAGGUUCUCAAGCCCCUGUAAUGAGAGAACCAGAGCAGCUCUUCCACCAGCAGAAUCAAAGGGAGGAGCUCCGAUCAGAAACUCCAAACCAAGCUCAGAACCAUCUGGUCAGCCAGAACCAAGGUAUUCAGUGGUCCAAUUUUACUACCAUGGGUUCAGUUCCGAACCCCUUUAAUGGAUCUGGAGGUGGAGGGGGAUCACAGGGGGUAGGGUCGUUCCCUUUCUUAGAGGGAAUAGAAGAGAAUGAUUUUCUGAAGAACAUGGCGGGAGCACCUCAGCCGUGCUUCCAGUUGAAACAGGAGUCCCAGAUCUCAGUGGGACAAGAGAGCCAUACUCCCCUCAUGCAGUCCCCAAGUCAAGGAAAUACGUAUACUAACCUGCUGCCCCGUCCAAUGAGCAAUGGCACCAACAGAGAUCCAAUGCGGCCAGACGGUACUGCCAUCAAAAAUCUCCAUAGUCCUUACGUAAACAACGGCACGACUGCAGAAGCCCACUAUGCAACUUUGGAGGACUGGAUGAAUCAAAAUGACUGAAAGCUGCUCAAAUUCUUCUUUUUAAACAGUAGCAGCUCAAAGGAGAGCAGAAAUUUCUUUACUCACGCUGGCCCUGCUAUGCUCAGUAGGCCUUUGCUUGGGUUGUUACCUCAGUGGGACCAAAAUGAUUGACAGUCAGUCAGCCUUAGGCAAUGUUUCGCAGAGAUACAACUGGUUACUGAUCACUUGAUUGGUUAGCAAGAGUACUUCCUGAUUCUGAUUCUAACAACAUGGUACCUUGUGGUUGGUCUUUACUUCCAGUUAGUCAUCAACAUUAUCAGGUAAAUUUAGUUUCUUGAAAAACUGGAGACAAGCUAUUCCCAGUGCUUGUCCUAUUUAAAUUGGUGAUACAUUGUUUCAUAAUUCUGUACAGUGGGAUUCUGUAAAGUUCAGCCCCAACUUGUAACCUGUGAUUUGUUGUUGCUUGUCUAACAAGCCUUUUAUUUGUGGGGGUUCAGCUUUCAGCUGCUGGUGUUCACCAUACUAGUCAGUUGAAGUGAUUCAUCUGGUCUCUUUAGGGGGUAGGAUCUUUAAGUGGACGAUCCAUGUUUUUAAUGACUAUAAAAGAAAAAAACAGUAGCGUUGGCUUCCAAGCCAAAGUUAUGCCUUUGAGGAAGUGAAUGUACUACUUUCUUUCUUGAAUAUUUUUUUGUAAAGUUAGAAUUACUACCAAUAUACUGUAACAUAAAUGAUUUGUUUGAGGUUUCUUGGAUCUUGAGAAAACAAAGGAGUAAAUUUAUUGUUUUUGUAUGUCAUAAAGUGGAAUGGACAAAGUUUAACUUGGUAUUUUUAUUUUCUUGCAUGUAGUGAUGUGUUUUAUUCUUUGAUAUUUUUUUAGCGCGUAGUGUUUUAUUUUGUUGGGUUUUUGCAUGCUUUUGUUUUGUUAUGCGAUUUGUUCUGGGAGGAUGCCCAUUCCACCGCCCCUCCUGAUCAUUAACCUGGCACACCUGGGGUUGGCAACAGCUAUUUAAUAAGAGAGAGCGUGAGAGAGAGAAGGGGAGAGACAUGGUGUGGUAACCAGUGUGGGCGACGGCCGCGCAGAGCGGCACAGAGGCCCAAGGCGUGCGGCAAAGGAGAACGAGACCGAAGAUCGCGGAUGACCGCGCACUGGAGAGAGUGAUCGGGGCUGAGCAGAGAGGUCCGUGUUGGUGUUGACGGAAGGUAGUUCCUCGCCGAGAGGCCCACGGCAGGGGAUUGAGAGGCAGCGGGGUGGUGCCUUAUGUCCCCGGGACGCCGAGAUUAUGGCUACGCGUGUGAAGCACAACACUGUGGCAGCCGGAGUUAGGAGCUCUGCCCAUCCCCGGGCUAAGUCCCGAUCCAUCCCAUCUAAAACGAACCUCCAGUGGAAUCUAAAAAUGGUGACUGCCGCUGGCCCUCUCUCCUUUCUUAGUUGGCACCAGAAUGAAGAGGCAGACAGGACUGUUGGUUUCUGCACCGUUUGGACUUACCACCCGUGAAUCCACCUAUUACAUGUGUAAUGCUGGAAUAUAUUGCUUAUUGUUUUACUUUUGAUCUCUUUGUAAAAUUUUCAUACAUAUGAAUUAUAGUACAAUACUUUUUUGUUGAUUUUUGUUUUCUUUUUUUUAUUUGGUACCAAAGCAUUUACUGUUAAGUGCACUCUGUACAUACAUGUUAGCCAUAGUUGAGAGUUACAGCAAUACCAAUGCCGAAACACUCAAGAAAUGGCAAGGUACUGAAAUUUCCAUUGAGGAAGUGGGAGGAAACACAUUCAGCUGUGUCUUUCCUCUGUAAUGACUAUGUCAUACCAGAGAUUGCAUGUAUUCAGAGUUCUCAGAGCAUUUCUAACAGAUGUUUUAUAGAUAAAGAUGUCAGUUUUAUUGUUUUAUGUAUUCAGCCGAUGUUCUCUGAAACAUCACUGAAAGUAUCUUGUUAAAGCAUUGACGGCACAAAGCUGAUGUUAGACAAACUUUGUAGGCCUUCCAAAAGCUUUAUGGUCUAAAAUAUAAACGUAUAUUCUGAUGACUACUUUGUAAGAUUUGCUAUUUUUUAUUUGUUUUGAUUUUUUCUAUGAGAUCAAUUCUUAAUAAACAAAGUCGGUCAUUUCUAAAUA
Messenger RNA from Maylandia zebra (zebra mbuna), 4019 nucleotides. It is a transcript of the gene rel, whose product is annotated as v-rel avian reticuloendotheliosis viral oncogene homolog. The record is from RefSeq and is a predicted model, not a curated record. Gene Ontology annotation, biological process: canonical NF-kappaB signal transduction; cellular response to stress; inflammatory response. Gene Ontology annotation, cellular component: nucleus; cytoplasm. Lineage: Eukaryota; Metazoa; Chordata; Actinopteri; Cichliformes; Cichlidae. Gene Ontology annotation, molecular function: DNA-binding transcription factor activity, RNA polymerase II-specific; RNA polymerase II cis-regulatory region sequence-specific DNA binding.